CCAGUCCGCUAGUUAAUUACACCGAGGUUGCAGCCUCCGCCCUGGGGCGUAAUCAUUACGCCGAAACCGUUUACUCCAGACGGAAAUCGCAAACGAGAGUUGCUAUUGGAUACAUUCAAAAAGAGCCCUCCCCAUUUCGUUUUGUUUUGCUUCAUUUUGAUUUAAAGAUGCACUAUGCAGAAAUCGCUCCGCCAUUUCCUGGUUGCUAAAAUUCUAAUACUUCGCCUAAUUUCAGUUUGUGACAACACAGUAUAGUGUUAACCACUGUGAAAUAUAUUUUCCUUGAUCAAAAAUAUUGUUUGUAGCUGGUGUACAAAAGUAAAAGAUGCAAAAACGAAACUUAAACAGAAAUAGCUCACACAGAACAGACCUACCUCUUGUUUUCAAGGAGCGUGACUGAUCAACGAGAAAGACAGAUCUAUAACCCAUGCCUUUGCAGUUGUAUGAAAACUGUUUUAUGUAUGAACUGGGAUACCAGUAUAUUGCCGGCUGCAUACAUUUCGUUUGGAUGGUUAAAUGAAACCAUCAAUAUGAGAAAUAUCUGGCUACAUUCUAAACUGAAGACUGAAGACUGAACUGAUUAUUGCUGGGGCAAAAGCGUCACCAAACUGGCUUCCGAGGACUGGGGUUCCCUGUCCCCGAAGAAGAGGCGAAGCGAGCGGGUUGACCCAGUUGACCUCUUUCAUGGAGAUACUGGCUAAGGAGGCUGUGGACAAAAUCUACCAGCUAUUCAACGAGUGCUCCUCUGUUCUGCAUCUGGAAGUGUCUCGGAAUCAAACUGAGAAUGAGGACUUGAAGAAGAGGCUAGACGCGGUUGAGACCGAACUGAGGACUGUUUUAGAAGGGAGUGGAGGACGAGAGAACACAUCAGCCAAUGGCUGCUGCAGUGAAGUCAAGGUCAUCCACCAGUUAAAAGGCACACAGCCAGGCUUUUGCGCUGGUGAUGCAGAAGUGAAACGCUCCCCCAUCCUCCACCUGUGGAAAGGGAGACUUCCCUCAACUGUAAACGAGCACUCCAACAUGGAGGACACGAUCGAGUCAGUUGUUAUCAAAGAAGAAGGGUUGGAAGAGUACCUGUACAACAGCACAUCAGACCCAAGUCAUUUUUUAGAGAGCCAGGCCCAGGAGGUGAGUGACCCAGAGAACCCUACAGCGGACCCAAAGGACAAAGGUGGCGACACAGGGCCAAAGCGUUUGAGAAAGCCAAAGAUCACAGGGGCUCGUCGGGCAAAGCCCAAAAAGGAGAACCACCUUAGCUGCAAGCACUGCAGGAAGACAUUCAGCAAACUGAUCCAGCUGAAAGCUCACCAGGCGAUCCAUGCAGCAGCGGAGAAACCUUUUAUCUGCCAGCAGUGCGGCAGAGGUUUUUCCUUUAAACGCAGUUUGGAUGCACACCAGCUGCUUCACACAGGAGAGAGACCGCACACAUGUGGCGAGUGUGGUAAAGCUUUCACCCUAAAGCAGCUACUCAAGAAUCACCAGAGACUCCAUGCAGGGUUGAGGCCGUUCCACUGUGACGAAUGUGGCAAGAGCUUUAACCGGGCCCACGGUCUCAAGAUGCACCAGAUCGUCCACACGGGAGAGAGGAAGUACAGGUGUGAGAUCUGCAAGAAGAGUUUCAGCAUACCAGGAAAUCUCCACAGGCACCAGCGUAUACACACCGGUGAGAAACCGUUCCGUUGCGAUACGUGCGGGAAAAGCUUCAACCAGGCAGACACUCUGAAAGGCCACCAGCGGAUCCACACAGGAGAGAGGCCAUUUACCUGUGAGACGUGCGGGAAAUGUUUCAUUCAAAGAAGUGCUCUGAAAAUGCACCAAAGAACCCACGCAGGAGAGAGCGCCUUCCUCUGUGUGGUGUGCGGGACAGUCCUGGCUUGCGUCAACUCCCUCAAGACACACCUUCAGACUCACACAGCAGAGAUGCCUUGUAUGUGCUCAGUGUGCGGUAGUAGUCUCAAUUCUCUCACUCACCUCAAAUCGCACCAGCAACUCCACACUAUGGAGAAGCCGCACAGCUGUGGCCUAUGCAACAAGAGCUUCAAGUCGGUCAGCUACCUGAACAUACACAUGAAAACUCACACUGGGGAGAGACCGUUCACCUGUGACGUGUGUGGAAGGAUGUUCACUCAACACAGCAGCCUGAAAACCCACCAGGCGGUCCAUACUGGGGAGAAACCUUUCAGCUGUGAAACGUGUGGGAAAUGUUUCAGCAACACUGGGAACCUCAACAGGCACCAGCGGAUACACACUGGAGAGAAGCCUUUUAGUUGUGACCUCUGUGGGAGGAGCUUCAACCAGGGCAACAGCCUCAAAGCCCACAAACAAAUCCACACAGGAGAGAAACUUUACAUGUGCGACAAAUGCGGGAAGAGUUUUUCCUACCUGAGGAAUCUGAAAGAUCACAAGUGUUACUAUAUCUAAACCCAAUAGGCAUAGCCUCGUAUUGCGAUGGACCACACUUGGUUUGAACAAUUGUCUCGGCAUUAAAAAUGCAUUUAUAGGUCAGUGAGUGGCAUACUUGACAUAUGAAGUGUACUGAUAAGAUUGGUUGUCAAAACAGCCCUAUUCAAAGUAUUUAAUUUUAAACAUGACUUGUUUUAGAAAUCAACUUUGAUUUUGAAAAAUGAAUAACCAGUUGCCUUUGUUGGGUAGAAGGACUUGGAUUGGCUGGUGGUCCAGUAGCUGUUCAAUGGAGCAGAGACUAAUUUAUUUGAGAAGGAUGUACAUCUGUAACCUUUCUUGUCUUGUGUACCUUUUAUUAUUGUUGUCUCAUUUGUGAGCCAAUGGUAAAUAAAACUCUUGAAAUUA
Messenger RNA from Oncorhynchus tshawytscha (Chinook salmon), 2808 nucleotides. RefSeq names its product gastrula zinc finger protein XlCGF26.1. Gene Ontology annotation, cellular component: nucleus. Gene Ontology annotation, molecular function: DNA-binding transcription factor activity; RNA polymerase II cis-regulatory region sequence-specific DNA binding. Gene Ontology annotation, biological process: regulation of transcription by RNA polymerase II. The transcript has 4 exons. NCBI's taxonomy places the organism in Eukaryota, Metazoa, Chordata, Actinopteri, Salmoniformes, Salmonidae. The record is from RefSeq and is a predicted model, not a curated record. The coding region runs from base 685 to 2421 and encodes 578 amino acids.